Molecule: messenger RNA, 1052 nt
Organism: Eimeria maxima
Lineage: Eukaryota; Apicomplexa; Conoidasida; Eucoccidiorida; Eimeriidae
Exons: 6
Source: RefSeq, a predicted model, not a curated record
AUGGAAAUCAAAUCAACAGAAGAGCGCUUUUGUUAUGGGGACUUUAGAGCUCAAGUCGAGGCAACCGCCUUGCUGCUGCUGCAUUUGCGGGAUGAUGCUCUGAAAAGGCAGUUGGAAGACGACUAUUCGCUGCAGAAGUGGCUAAGGGAUCUGUUGUUGCGGCUUCCGACCGCGUAUGAAUGCCACUCCAAUCAGGGUUCUCCUCUCCCCAGCCCGACGCAAAAGCUGUUACUGCGGGUCUUUCUGAGGCUGUCGAGGCUGCACCUGCUCGAGCAACAGCUGCAGCAGCUGCUCUUGGUGCCAUGUUCGGCCUGCCUGGAUGUUUGUCUUUGCUGGGAAGAAGCAGACCCAUCGUUAUGCUGUGAAGUCGCUGCUACGCUUCUGGCAUCGCUGAAGCCCACAAAGCGGCAACGGCUCGUUUCGGAACUGCGAGAAUCUGUACUCACUGCUCUGGAAGCUUCCGAGAGGUCUUUGGAUACCCUGAGCCGACGGCCGGAUUGCCCCCUAGUGAAUUUCCCGUUGUCGGCAGAUGGGGGCCACGGUUGUCUGCCGUCCUGGCAGGAGGCUGCUGCUUUAACUCUGCAGCCUUUAAUCGAGGUUCUCGCGGUGUUACGCGUAGCAACGUUCUGUCUGCCGGUAUCAUUUGCGCUGGAGUUGUGGGAUAGAAAGCAAAGUGGGGACUGCUCACUGCCCGCAGUAGAGGCGGUGCUGAAAUACCUCAAAGAGCCGGAGCUCCCAACAAGUGCCCAGUCUCCUUUCUCUGCUCCCCUCAGAGCCGUUUGCGCAGCACUUGAUUGUUCUGCGAACGGCGACACCACCGAAUGCCUCAAUGGCGAUCUGGAAGUUAGCGGGGUCCUUCGUUUGCUGCAGCAGUGGCGUGUAGCCAAUGUGAAUGAAGAUCAGAUAGAUUACAUUGAGUCAAUUUUGUCAACCCCCAAGGCCGUCACGAUGCCAUCGACAUUGGGUGAAGGUGAAACCACGCAACAGCCGGCAGCUUCCCUUGAAGCGAAGACCUCAUUGGUUCUGACUUCAGCAGAUGCCGAAACUGUAAG